This is a messenger RNA of Thunnus maccoyii (southern bluefin tuna), 867 nucleotides long. RefSeq names its product formation of mitochondrial complex V assembly factor 1 homolog (gene fmc1). The transcript has 2 exons. Bases 78 to 410 code for a protein of 110 amino acids. The record is from RefSeq and is a predicted model, not a curated record. Lineage: Eukaryota; Metazoa; Chordata; Actinopteri; Scombriformes; Scombridae. Gene Ontology annotation, cellular component: mitochondrion.
UGCUCGACUGUGCGGUGUUGGAUUGAGCAUGUCUGGCUUCAUCAUCGUGUGCAGCACAAUCACAACACGGUGCAGAGAUGGCAGCGCUGUCAUCACCUCUACGAGUCUGUCGAGGAAUACUCAAAGAAUUACGUGCCAUCCAGGGACCAAGUUAUAAACAGUCAUUGGCCUACAACUAUGUUAUGGAUCAGUUUCGUAAAAAUCAGUUAACAGGAGAAAGGUACUGCCGUGCCCAGCAGGAGGCGCUCCAUGCCUCACACACAUAUCUGUGUUUGCUGUCUUCUACCAGGAACCACCUGGCACUGCACAACCUUUACCAUGGCAAGGGAGAACGCAGCCCAGAAGAAGUGGCUGGCCUCGUGGGGCUCAGGUUGCCCACUCAGCCUGGAGGCAAAGGCUGGGAGAAGUGAGGACAUGGUAGGGGGCAACAUUAGAAGAAAAUCUUCAAACUCUUCAGAAAUGACUUGUCUGUGGCUGAUACAUCAGGCCUCAUACAAUUCGCUUCAUGUAAAGUAAACUCCGAAGGGAAUUGAAUUUGUCUGGAGUCUGGCAGGCUGGAGAUUGUGCCAUCAUGGACUGCGUUAAGAACUCAUCUUAUUUCUGUUGCUUUGUUCUACCAAUGUUAAAUGGGAGAAAAUGGAAUCAUCUUAUCAAUGUGUUUGAAGCAACUGUGAAAAAAAAAUCUUUGGAGGAAAAAAAAAGAGUUGUUGAGCUGUAAAUAUACUGUACCCUACAACUCAUCCACACCUGCUUUUGUUUGUUUUGGCAUUUUUCCUAAAUGUUCAAAAGCAAUAACAACCUUUCAAAAGGACUGUAAGUACAUUUUCAUUUUCAUUGAUUUGUCCUAUUAAAGUACAAAUAAUUGUU